Messenger RNA from Closterium sp. NIES-65, 5439 nucleotides. The record is from the annotation of a GenBank genome assembly. NCBI's taxonomy places the organism in Eukaryota, Viridiplantae, Streptophyta, Zygnematophyceae, Desmidiales, Closteriaceae.
AUGCUCUUGGACAAGGCAAGCUCGUGGACCGGGCAAGCUCCUAGACCAAGCAAGCUCCUGGACCAGGCCCGCUCGCAAACUCGAGGACCAAGCACGCUCCUGGACGUGGACGUGGACGUGGACGUGUACAUGGACGUGGACAUGGACGUGGACGUGGACGUGGACCUGGACGUGGACGUGGACGUGGACGUGGACGUAGACGUGGAGGACUUGGACGUGGACAUGGAUGUGGACGUGGACGUGGACGUGGACGUGGAGGUGGACGUGGACAUGGACGUGGACGUGGACGUGGACGUGGACGUGGACGUUGACGUGGACAUGGAAGUGGACGUGGAUAUGGACGUCGACGUGGUCGUGGACAUGGACGUGGAUGUGGACGUUGACGUGGACGUAGACGUGGACAGGGAAGUGGACCUGGACGUGGACGUGGACGUGGACGUGGACGUUGACGUGGACAUGCACGUGGACGUGGACGUGGAUGUGGACGUGGACGUGUACGUGGACGUGGACAUGGACGUGGACGUGGACUUGGACGUAGACGUGGACCUGGACGUGGACAUGGACGUGUACGUGGACGUAGACGUUGACAUGGAUGUAGACGUGGAGGACUUGGACGUGGACAUGGACGUGGACGUGGACGUGGACGUGGACGUGGAGGUGGACGUGGACAUGGACGUGGACGUUGACGUGGACGUGGACGUGGACGUGGACGUUGACGUGGACAUGGAAGUUGACGUGGACAUGGACGUCCACGUGGUCGGGGACAUGGACGUGGACGUGGACGUGGACGUGGACGUGGACGUGGACAGGGAAGUGGACCUGGACGUGGACGUGGACGUUGACGUGGACGUGGACGUGGACGUUGACGUGGACAUGGACGUGGACGUGGAUGUGGACGUGGACGUAAACGUGGACGUGGACGUGGACGUGGACGUGGACAUGGACGUGGACAUGGACAUGGACGUGGACGUGGACGUGGACGUGGACGUGGACGUGGACAUGGACAUGGACGUGGACGUGGACAUGGACGUGGACCUGGACAUGGACGUGGACCUGGACGUGGACCUGGACGUUGACGUGGACAUGGACGUGGACAUGGACGUGGACGUGGACGUGGACGUGGACAUUGUCGUGCACGUGGUCGUGGACGUGGACGUGGACGUGGACAUGGACGUGGACGUAGACGUGGACAUGGACGAGGACGUGGAGGACAUGGACGUGGACAUGGACGUGGAAGUAGACGUGGACGUGGACAUGGACGUGGACAUGGACGUGGACAUGGACGUGGACAUGGACGUGGACGUGGACAUGGACGUGGACGUGGACGUGUACGUGGACGUGGACGUGGGCGUGGACUUAGACGUGGAGGACUUGGACGUGGACGUGGAGGUGGACGUGGAGGUGGACGUGGACAUGGACGUCGACGUGGUCGUGGACAUGGACGUGGACGUGGACGUGGAGGUGGAGGACUUGGACGUGGACAUGGACGUGGACGUGGACGUGGACGUGGACGUUGACGUGGACGUUGACGUGGACGUGGACGUGGACGUGGACGUGGACAUGGACGUGGACGUGGAGGACAUGGACGUUGACAUGGACGUGGACGUAGACGUGGACGUGGACGUGGACAUGGACAUGGACGUGGACGUGGACAUGGACAUGGAGAUGGACGUGGACGUGGACGUGGACAUGAACGUGGACGUGGACGUGGACGUGGAUAUGGACGUGGACAUGGACAUGGACAUGGACGUGGACGUGGACGUGGACGUGGACGUGGACGUGGACGACUUGGACGUGGACAUGGACGUGGACGUGGACGUGAACGUGGACGUGGACGUGGACGUGGACGUGGACAUGGACGUGGACGUGGACGUGGACGUGGAAGUGGACAUGGACGUAGACGUGGACGUGGACGUGGACAUGGACGUCAACGUGGUCGUGGACAUGGACGUGGAUGUGGACGUGGACGUGGAUGUGGACGUGGAGGACUUGGACGUGGACGUGGACGUGGACAUGAACGUGGACGUGGACGUGGACGUGGAUAUGGACGUGGGCAUGGACAUGGACAUGGACGUGGACGUGGACGUGGAUGUGGACGUGGACGACUUGGACGUGGACAUGGACGUGGACGUGGACGUGAACGUGGACGUGGACGUGGACGUGGACGUGGACAUGGACGUGGACGUGGACGUGGACGUGGACGUGGACAUGGACGUGGACGUGGACGUGGACGUGGACAUGGACGUCAACGUGGUCGUGGACAUGGACGUGGAUGUGGACGUGGACGUGGAUGUGGACAUGGACGUGGACAUGGACGUGGACGUGGACGUGGACGUGGACGUGGACGUGGACAUGGACGUGGAUGUGGACGUGGACAUGGACAUGGACGUGGACGUGGACGUGGACGUGGACGUUGACGUGGACAUGGUCGUGGACGUGGACGUGGACGUGGACAUGGACGUGGACGUGGACGUCGACGUGGACGUAGAUAGGGACGUGGACCUGGACGUGGACGCGGACAUGGAUAUGGACAUGGAUGUGGACGUGGACAUGGACGUGGACAUGGAUGUGGACGUGGACAUGGAUGUGGACGUGGACGUGGACGUGGAUGUGGACAUGGACGUGGACGUGGAAGUGGACAUGGACAUGGACGUGGACGUGGACGUGGACGUGGAAGUAGACAUGGACGUGGACGUGUACGUGAACGUGGACGUGGACGUGGACGUAGACGUGGAGGACUUGGACGUGGACGUGGACAUGGACGUGGACAUGGACGUGGACUUGGACGUGGAGGUGGAGGUGGACGUGGACGUGGACGUGGACGUGGACGUGGACGUGGACGUGGACGUCGACAUGGACGUGGAUGUGGACAUGGAGGUGGACAUGGACGUGGACGUGGAGGUGGACGUGGACAUGGACGUGGACGUGGUCGUGGACGUGGACGUGGUCGUGGACAUGGAUGUGGACGUGGACGUGGACAUGGACGUGGACGUGGACGUGGACGUGGUCGUGGACGUGGACGUCGACGUGGACGUGGACAUGGACGUGGACGUGGACGUGGAGGACAUGGACGUGGACAUGGACGUGGACGUGGACGUGAACGUGGACGUGGACGUGGACGUGGACAUGGACGUGGACGUGGACGUGGACGUGGACAUGGACGUGGACGUGGUCGUGGACCUGGACGUGGUCGUGGACAUGGAUGUGGACGUGGACGUGGACAUGGACGUGGACGUGGACGUGGACGUGGUCGUGGACGUGGACGUCGACGUGGACGUGGACAUGGACGUGGACGUGGACGUGGAGGACAUGGACGUGGACCUGGACGUGGACGUGGACGUGAACGUGGACGUGGACGUGGACAUGGACAUGGACGUGGACGUGGACGUGGACAUGGACGUGGACGUGGACGUAGAUGUGGACGUCGACGUGGACGUGGACUUGGACAUGGAUGUGGAUGUGGACAUGGACGUGGACGUGGACGUGGACAUGGACGUGGACGUGGACGUGGACGUCGAUAUGGACGUAGACGUGGACGUGGACGUGGAUGUGGACGUGGACGUGGACCUAGACGUGGACCUGGACGUGGACGUGGAUGUGGACAUGGACGUGGACGUGGACGUAGACGUGGACAUUGUCGUGGACGUGGACAUUGUCAUGGACGUGGACGUGGACGUGGACGUGGACGUGGUCUUGGACGUGGACGUGGACGUGGACGUGGUCGUGGACGUGGACGUGGACGUGGACGUGGACGUGGACGUCGACAUGGACGUCGACGUGGACGUGGACGUGGACGUGGACAUGGACAUGGACAUGGACGUCGACGUGGACGUGGACGUGGACAUUGUCGUGGACGUGGACGUAGACGUGGACGUGGUCGUGGACGUUUACGUGGACGUCGACGUGGACGUGGACAUUGUCGUGGACGUGGACAUGGACGUGGAUGUGGACGUGGACGUGGUCGUGGACGUGGACGUAAACGUGGACGUGGUCGUGGACGUGGACAUGGACGUGGACGUGGACGUGGACAUGGAAGUGGACGUGGACGUGGAGGACAUGGACGUGGACAUGGACUUGGACGUAGACGUGGACUUCGACGUGGACAUGGACGUGGACGUGGACAUGGACGUGGAGAUGGACGUGGACGUGGACGUGGACAUGGACGUGGACGUGGACGUGGACAUGGACGUGGAUAUGGACGUGGACAUGGACGUGGACGUGGACGUGGACAUGGACGUGGACGUGGACGUGGACGUGGACAUGGACGUGGACGUAGACGUGGACGUAGACGUGGACGUGGACAAGGACAUGGACGUGGACGUGGACAUAGACCUGGACCUGGACCUGGACGUGGACCUGGACGUGGACGUGGACGUGGACGUGGACGUAGACGUGGACAUUGUCGUGGACGUGGACAUUGUCGUGGACGUGGACGUGGACGUGGUCUUGGACGUGGACGUGGACGUGGACGUGGUCGAGGACGUGGACGUGGACGUGGACGUUGACGUGGACAUGGACGUGGACGUGGACAUGGACGUGGACGUGGAGGUGGACGUGGACGUGGACGUGGACGUGGACGUGGAGGUGGACGUGGACGUCGACGUGGACGUGGACGUGGACGUGGACGUCGACGUGGACGUGGACGUGGACGUGGACGUGGUCGUGGACGUGGACGUGGUCGAGGACGUGGACGUGGACGUGGACGUGGUCGUGGACGUGGACGUGGACGUGGACGUGGACGUGGACCUGGACGUGGUCGUGGACGUGGACGUGGACGUGGACGUGGACAUGGACGUGGACCUGGACGUGGACAUGGACGUGGACGUGGACGUGGAGGACAUGGACGUGGACAUGGACGUGGACGUGGACGUGAACGUGGACGUGGACGUGGACGUGGACAUGGACGUGGACGUGGACGUCGAAAUGGACGUGGACGUGGACGUGGACAUGGACAUGGACAUAGACGUCGACAUGGACGUGGACGUAGACGUGGACGUGGACGUGAUGGACGUGGACGUGGACGUGGACGUGGACAUGGACGUGGACGUGGACAUGGACGUGGACAUGGACGUGGACAUGGACGUGGACGUGGACAUGGACGUGGACAUGGACAUGGACGUGGAGAUGGACGUGGACGUGCACGUGGACGUGGACAUGGACGUGGACAUGGACGUGGACGUAGACGUGGACGUGGACGUGGACGUGGACAUGGACGUGGAGAUGGACGUGGACGUGGACGUGGACAUGGACAUGGACGUGGACGUGGACGUGGACAUGGACGUGGACAUGGACGUGGAUAUGGACGUGGACGUGGCAAUGGACGUGGACGUGGACGUGGACAUGGACGUGGACGUAGACGUGGACGUGGACGUGGUUGGGACGUGGACGUGGACAUGGACGUGGACGUGGACAUGGACGUGGACGUGGACCUGGACGUGA